This is a messenger RNA of Colletotrichum abscissum, 225 nucleotides long. RefSeq lists its product as uncharacterized. The transcript has a single exon. Bases 1 to 225 code for a protein of 74 amino acids. NCBI's taxonomy places the organism in Eukaryota, Fungi, Ascomycota, Sordariomycetes, Glomerellales, Glomerellaceae. The record is from RefSeq and is a predicted model, not a curated record.
AUGAACAUGUUUGGCAAUGGGCCGUGGGAAAGGGGAGGGGGCAUACCCGACUCGGACUCUCUCACCCAGGCCUUUGUCGGUGGAGUUUUUGGCCAUCGUUACCGUACGGGACAUCGACCGACGGAGGCGGCCGGAUCAGGGUUCAUGAUGAGCGAGGAGGGCUGGUUCUGGCAGAUACAAGGUCGUCUGCUUGUCAGGUCCACCGCCCAGGAAGAGUUGCUGUAA